Tigriopus californicus is the source of this 2091-nucleotide messenger RNA. RefSeq names its product probable E3 ubiquitin-protein ligase makorin-1. Gene Ontology annotation, molecular function: ubiquitin protein ligase activity; metal ion binding. Bases 495 to 1805 code for a protein of 436 amino acids. The transcript has 4 exons. The record is from RefSeq and is a predicted model, not a curated record. Lineage: Eukaryota; Metazoa; Arthropoda; Copepoda; Harpacticoida; Harpacticidae. Gene Ontology annotation, biological process: protein polyubiquitination.
CUAGUAGUGCCAUAGUGCCAUCCAGUCCGGGUGAGACCCUGCCUGAUCGAGCGAGCCGAGGUAGUGUCGUCCUCUGUUAGCCGUAGACCGAACUAGGCGACUGGAUCGAGUGGAUAGAGUGCAUGGAGUUGGGCUGGGUUGGACUGCUGGAUCGGGAUUGACACAUUCUUCUUCUCCCCCUCUCUCUCUCUCUCGGCCUCGCCACGACCUGCGUGCAAUCCUACCCGUCUUCACUGACCAGACGCUCCGCUCGCCCCGCCCCCUUCUCGCGGAUCCUGGGACGGGCUCCACCCGCCGGUCUGAUCCCACUCCCAUCGAGUCUAAACCCGCCCUCACGCGGGUUUCACUCGAGUCCGGACCUGGGGGGGUCGGUCUGUGUGGCCUUCGAAUCGGAAUUGGGCUCUGGGGCCCGCUCAUUAAUCCACGGCCGCUCAAGGGUUCAUUGAAUUAUUGACCUCCUCUAUCUCUCGGCGACCCCUGUCCAGGCCGGGCUCAUGGCCUCGCUUGAGCGUUCCACAGCCUCUGGCCCAACUGGCGACCGCGUUAAACCGGACACGGCCGCCGUCACCGCGCCCCUGUCGCCGGUUUGUCGCUUCUUCUUGGCCGGCUCCUGUGUUUACGGCGAUGAGUGUCGCUACCGCCACGAAUCUUGGCUCUCGCGAACCCGCCCCGAUGAAGCGACCGUCGCGGAGCCCCAUUCCGAUCCAUAUGGCGUGCCCUUGACCUUUGAUACCUUUGCGGUGGAUGACGUGGACGCCAGUCAGACACCCGCCUUACCCGCUCCCAUUCACUCUGUCUCCACCUCAUCGGGUUUCACUUUCACACCCGACCCGGACGCGCCCGAGUUUGUCCCCCGGGGCUUUAAUGCCUCGUGUUUGCCGGGGGGGCUGACCGCUAAAUCCCACCGGCUUGUUCCUCUCCAUCCGGACCCCGUGGUAGAGGAGGGCCACCCGCCGGUCGAAGUGGGGGCCCGCAGUUGGGCCCAGGUGGUUAAUCCUGAGGCAAUGGCCCAACUACCCAUGGCUGACGCCGAAUCCCAACUCUGUCCUUUCAAUAUGAUCGGCGAAUGCCAUUACGGUGAAUCGUGCGCAUAUAUUCACGGCGACACGUGUGACUAUUGCGGCCAAGAUGUGCUGCAUCCCUGGCAUGAGGGUCAACGCCGUAAACAUCAUGCCAUAUGUAUGCAAUCGCACGAAGAGGCCAUGGAAGUGUCUUUUGCUGUAGCCCGUUCCAAAGACAAAACAUGCGGCAUCUGCAUGGAGACGGUUUUGGACAAGAAUAAGGGCGAGGCCCGUUUUGGCAUUCUACCUAAUUGCACUCACUGUUUCUGUCUGUCUUGUCUGCGCACAUGGCGUCAAGCCAAACAAUUCGAGAACAAAAUCAUAAGAGCUUGUCCCGAAUGUCGGCAAACGUCUGACUUCAUAUGUCCCUCUCGAUUUUGGGUGGAUACCCCCGAGGACAAGGACAAGCUUCUGACCGAUUACCGCUUGAACCUGAACAAAAAGGAAUGCAAAUAUUUUCGUCGCGGCCGAGGCGAGUGUCCUUUCGGUAAUAAAUGUUUCUAUCGUCACGUGGACGCCUCUGGAUUGGCCGUAGACGUGGGGCCUCCUCAGACCCGAACUCGUCGCGCCAAUGAGAAUGGCGACAUCACCGAGGCCCAGCGGGUCUUAAUGAUGGACUUUCUGAAUUUGCGUGAUGAGCGAGGGACCCGUUUCCUGGAUAUUUCCACGGAAUUUGGGCAGAUGCUCCGACUGGCUUUAGAAGUGGACCUAGAGGACGACGACGAUGACUAUUAUGUGCCCUAAUGGCCGAGUCAGCCGUGGGAAUGAUUACUCAAGGACAACCCAAGGGACUCUGAGAGCCUAGCACUUGAACCCCAUUUUCCAUUUUCCACUCAUAUUUAGACCAUCGCCUCGCUUCGGACUCCCAUGUUUUCUCUUUACUUUCCUUUACCUCUUCUACUGACACCGAUUCUGUGUAGCUGUGAUGUAAAAUUGAAAGAGGGCCGAUUUGCGCCAGAGCCUAGCUUAUCUUUUUGCGGGUGAAUUUUCGACCCGAUAUGAACUGAAAUGAACAUGUUUGUCAAUCUCA